Lotus japonicus is the source of this 570-nucleotide messenger RNA. RefSeq lists its product as uncharacterized. The transcript has a single exon. The record is from RefSeq and is a predicted model, not a curated record. Lineage: Eukaryota; Viridiplantae; Streptophyta; Magnoliopsida; Fabales; Fabaceae. Gene Ontology annotation, molecular function: RNA-DNA hybrid ribonuclease activity; nucleic acid binding. The coding region runs from base 1 to 570 and encodes 189 amino acids.
AUGGAUACAGCUAUGAAAUGCUUCUCAGAUUGGUUAGCAGCACUAGAAAAAUACAACCAAACCAAACCAGAAACAAGAGAGGAACCCUGGAAAGCUCCAGCAAUUGGAUGGAUAAAAUUCAACAUAGAUGCAGGCUGGACAGGAGAGAGCUCGACAGGAUUUGGUUUCGUUGCAAGAGACACAAGAGGAGUUCUAAUGGUGGCUGGAUCUCAGAUAGAAGAACAAAGAAUGGAUCCCCUGUUAGCUGAAGCAAUGGCCUUAAGGUGGUGUUUAAUGACAGCGAAGGAGUUAGGUAUGGAUAGUGUGAUUUUUGAAUCUGACUCUCUCUCUGUAAUCAAUGCAAUGAGAACGGAUUCAACCGCUUGGACUAUCCAGACUGUUAUACAAGAUUGUAAAGCCUUAGCUAGAUCCUUUCCCUCCAUCUCAUUCUCACAUGUAAGGCGUAAAGCCAAUUCCCCUGCUCACAUUUUAGCCUCUGUAGCAUGCAAAUACCUCUCUAAAAUUUGGUGGGAUAGUACCCCAAAUGAGAAAGUGCAUGCUUUGAUUGUAGACUCAACUUUUUCAGAUUAA